AUGAUACACUCGCUAUCACGACAAUUCAGCAGUCGAUCAAGUGAGAUUGAAGACUUGGUCAGCAUUGCCAAUGAAAAUUUCAAAUUGCUGAUAGAUGAGUUUCUACGUAUUUGUGCCUUGAUCGAGCAAGACAAUGUCAUAUACCCACACCUUAAACCAGCUAAUCGCUUUACCAGCACGUCGAUUGACGAUGUACGGGCAUUUAUAAAUGACAUAGAUAAAUUCAAAAACGCACUGAAUCAAGACUUUCACAACGGAAAAUAUCAGACUCAAACUACUGAAGACCCUCGUAUAAAUCCUUACAGACUUUUCUAUCGACUGUUAACACGUACAUUAUACAAGUUGAAGAUUUAUUGUGCUACUUUCAGCGAGAUAUCAAGGAAGCUUGACUCGCUCUAUACUGCAGCUUGUCAAGUACUAACUAAACAGAAAGAUCUCUAUUAUCAACUUUCUAUUAAUGGCAACAGCAGUGACCUACUCGAAUACGAACUUAAAUUAGAACAACGAGAGCACCAAUAUUAUUGUGCGAAUGAGAAUCAACACACCUUACAUACACUUAAAGAGAAGCACUCAACAGUACUCACCACGUAUCUUGAUCAAUGUAUGAAAUUUCACAAACAUCUGUACAUCGAUAAUAUCUGUGAAAAUAGCGACAUAUUUUUGAAUGGCUUGUCUGUCGAUGAAAGUGAACGGCAACGAUUGAGAGAAAUUCUCAAAUGUAUUCCUAUUCCACUUACCUGUCCAAAUUUACGUACCAGAUUGAAUAACAUUCCUGGAUCUUCUAAGCAAAUGCCGAAUAAAACUUUAUCGACUUCGUUUAUUCCCAGUAAACCUCUCAGAGAUGAAAAAACUACUUCAGUGCCUGAUAAUCAUGUUAAUCAAAUUCUUCAGCAUCAUCGUUGGAUUGUUCUCCUAGGUGAUUCGGGAUCCGGAAAAACAACAUUUACCCGAUGGUUGACCUACAAGUUUGCACAAGCUUUGUCACAUGAUCACGAACAAGUAUCAUUCGGAGAUGAUGACAAAAUGAAAUGCUCGAGUCUUGUUCGUUUACCUAUUUUGAUCUGUGUGAAUGAAUUCACUGCAUGGUUACAGGAGCAUCCAAAUGCCACACUAUUCGAUUAUUUUGGACAACACACAUGGCAGAAUCAACCAUACACGAACGAUAGUAUCGAGUUUAUACAAGAUUUCAUUCGAUAUCGGCAUGCUUUGAUCAUAGUAGACGGUCUUGAUACAAUAGAUACGGUUGAACUUCGUGAUCAAGUUUUGAAACUUAUAAAGGAUUUUAUUGACACAUUUGUGCUUUCAGCAGACUUCAUCUCUGCUUUUGAUGAUGCCAACUUGGCGAAAAUGUGGACAAAUCAAGCAGACGAUUCUGAAGGCUUAGAGAUUGGAAAUGUAGUCAUAAUUACCAGUCAAGCAGCUGCUUAUAAGAUUUCCCCGUUGCAAAAUCAACUUAUUAGCACUCAUGUAAUUCUACCUAUGAAUAUUGAACAGAUGUUGGAAUUUGUCGACACAUGGUAUGCUAAUGUACAAACAAAUUUAGUCAAUUUAAUGAGCAACGUCGCGCCAACUUUAGACAAGAAACUUAGCGAACGUCUUUGUCUGUUACGCGAAACUCUUCACUCGAAGAGAGAAGUGAAAGAAUGGGCAUCGAACUGUCGUCUCCUGUCAGUUCUAUGCACUAUAUCUGUUCGACAAGACAUCGAAGCAUUAGCGAAUAGACGAGCAUUAUUGUAUGAGCAAAUAGUCGAAUUAAUUAUUCAACAAUCAUCCAUUGACACUGAUUUGCUCAAAUACGUUCUUUCUCAAUUCGCCUUAUAUAUCCAUUCGAAUUCAAAGUCGGGCCGUAUUGAUGAAUUCGAUUUAAAAGCACUUUGUCGGAUUUCUCUUAAACAGUGGAACAAUUCAAACCCACAUAAUCAAUCCUCUCUAUCCUUGCCGCAACUUCGAUGCAAAACAGAAGAAUUUACGAAAAAACUCGGCCAAGCUACAGGCAUAGCAGCCAUUCCGUAUCUUAAUACCUUUGAAUUCUUCCACCCAAGCUUCCGAGAAUACUUUGUUCAUUUAUCGUUCAUGACAAAAAAUUUAUCACCUGAACAAUUAGCUGUUUGCUGCUAUAACUUCUAUUCUCGACUGCUAGCCCAUGGUCCUCUUCUGUUCACUCUGAGCAAAACUAGCUCGGAGUGGGAUUUAGAACAAUAUGAUCGCUUCUGUAAUCAUUUAGUGUUAUAUAAUAGUCAAUGCAAUAAAUACGCUCCUUUAGGAGCUUUGUUAUUCGUUGAAUCUUUGGCGAACCUUGUUACUUUACCGUCAGAAGCAAUCAUUUUCAAAGCAUUAGAUCUACUAUUAGCGGGAAAUAAUGACGGACCAGAAACAUGUCGCUUUCAAGCCAAGCUCUCCGACGCUUUGACGAUCUUACCAAUCCCAACAAUUCAUCGAUGGUUGGCAAAUGUUUUGUCAAGUAAUGCUGAUAAUCGUCUUAGAUUAAUAGCAAUACUACCUGGAUUAGCCAUGGGCGAAACAAUUUCCAAAUGGAUCGAUUUGUAUUUUCUUAGCAUCAUUGGUGAUUAUCUCUACCACUUUGAAAAGCGAUUUAGCAUUUAUCUAGAAAAAUUUUUGACAGAAUGCAGUAGGAUUUCUUUCUCCCAACAAAUGAAACAUAUAUUUUGUGACCCGCGCAGUCAGCAGUCGACUGUACCUGAUGUGGUUACAAACUCAGAUCGCCACGUCUUAGCAGCUAUCAUAGCUUUGUAUGGAGGACUGAAAAGAACUGAAUUAGUAAAAAAUAAAGAACGAUCAGUAACAGUUACUUUUUCAUGUCAGCGCAUACAUCGAAGUUCGUCUUUGCACAAGAUGUUCAUUGAUUAUCUCAAUGUUUCCGACCACAAAACCAAUACAGUUCAACAUCUGAUCGAUCAAUGUCAUCAAAUUCUAAUAAACGCUGAACCCACCGAUGUAUCUUCGAAGUUGAUACAUAGUUUUAUUGUCUUAUUCUGUCUGAACGGCAUCAGUCCACCAUCAAAAUACGAGCAAUAUCCGAGUCAAAACGCUAUGCAUUUGGCUAUACAUCAGCUAAAACUUCUUCGAAUUUAUUUGCACGAUUAUUACAUCAACAUGAGAUCAAAGAAUACAAUUGACAUUCCUAGAUACAUCGAAGCAAAAGAUUAUCCGGAAGAUUUGAUGAUUGCUCAGGCAUUGACUCAUGCUUAUGGACUGCUAGUUUGUGUCGGUCUUUGUCCGCAUAAAAAUCGUCCCUAUCCACUGAAUCACACGCAUUAUGUUAAUCUUCAACUUCCAAUGUCGUUCGACAAAGAGCGAUUUCUUGCGAGUGGUGAUGAUAUACAUCUCGCUGUUUUAUCAUUUAUUUAUUGCAUUCCGUCAGUAGACUGUGUAGAUUCUAAUUAUAUUGUGGAGCUUGAAAAGAACGAUUUAGAACUGAUUAAGCGCGGAGAACAUCCAUUUCAAUUGCUCGAAGAUAAGCCGGCUCUUCUACUUAUCGCCUAUCUUCCAAAACACGUGCACAAACUUUAUACUCAUUUAGUCCAAGACCAUGGAUCUUUAGAGUUCGUGCAUCUUAUUUUCGAAUUUCUAAAUCAAAUCCCGUCCAUGGAAUUAUGUUCGUUACGCCUGUGGACUCUACUUGUUAUUCUCGAACCAGUCUUCAACAAAUACCAAGUAAUGAAUUUUCUUCGUGUUAUGAUUAACCAAAAGGCUGAGACGGUUAACGGUGAACUUUAUGAAUAUCUGAUCGAAACAUUAAUGAAAGUCACUUUCAUUCAGUCGUUGAUGGAAAAAUUAUGGUCAUUUAAUAAUUCACAAAACCGUUUCUAUUCUAUCGAAGCGGCCAUAAUUGAAGAACGACAGUGUCUAUCAAUUACACAUACUGGUGAUGAUUCCGAUGACCAACGAAUUUACACGGCCGGUAUAACUCUUGCUAAUUCGACAGAAGACAAAACGAUCCAUGCACAAAUUCAAUCAAUGAUUGCAAAUAUCAAUCAUCCAUUACGAAAACUAGAUGCGACUAUCGCACUUUCUCAUGUAAAUUUCGGUCGAAAAAUACCAUUAUAUGAAAAUCAAGUAUUUCAUAUACUGAACAAAUCCUUGAAGGCAAAUACCAAAGAUUUUCUUCUUUGUAUCACGGUAUUCAUUCAUUACAUGCUGCGGUUUGAGAAAACUAAUUCCACUCAUAGAUAUGUAUUUCUCUCCAAAGUAUUUCAACACCUUUCAACAAUUUCCAUGGCUGAACAACAAGCUGUUUGCCAAGCAUUAACACAUUUCUCCUCUUUACGACAGAUUGUAUGCCGAUUCGUACGUCAGUCCAAUUGGAAGGAUGAAACAAAUGCACUGACACAAGUCUUUCAGAUCAAUUCAGCUUUAUUGACUGAUAUGUUUCGUUCAUCGUCAUUUGACCUCUCACAUAACUCUGCUGUUCUUUCAUCAUGUAUGUAUCUGAAUGCAAUAGCUUAUGACAUUCAGUUGGUCGAGAACUGGUUCUAUAGUACUACUGAUACGAACGACGCAUCGCCUUCGACGAAAUCUUCCAUUCCAUUCGACGAUCUCCUACGAGAACUCAACGAGUACAUCAGCAUUUUUGAUCGAUUGAUGUUAAGUUCAACGAUAAUCGCAAAUAUUACAAAUCUUCUUUCGUUGUCUUUGUCCGUUAUCGAUGAGUCUCAGUUAAUGGCUCUGAAUCAAUCGCUACGCUAUUUUAGUGAAUUAGAAGACGAGGAAUCGACCUCAACGAUUAUCAAUCAAUGGUUACCAUGGCACGCCGAUCCGAAACGUAAACUAUUCGCUUUUCAUGGUGCAAUAUUGCUCGCUGAACACGAAGUCUGGACAUCUGACGUUCUCCAUAUUUGCUGUGAGUUACUCAAUCAUAGCGAUGAUUUCUUUCGAAGAAAAGCAUCAAAGAAGCUGCAAACGUAUGCAGACUUACAUGAACACAACAACUUAGACAUAAUUAUCGGAUGGCUAAACACGUGGAAUGAAUAUCCGUCGGAAAAGCUUAUGCAAGUGAAACAGAGUCUACGUUGUACGUUUUAUCUGCAUUACUCCAAUGAAAUCGAUCUAAUUAUGCAAAGCGAACGUCAACGAUUUGACGCUACACAGACAAGCAACUCUCAAUGGAAUCUUCUUCCUCUUCAAAUUUCUUUUUUCGACCUAAUUGGGACUAUUAGCUUAGAUGGUGCAGGUUAUAUGCAGAAAAUCUUCCAAAAUCUGUCGAACUCCGAUGGUUCAACCGACAAAACCUUUCUAUUAUGGGUUAUAAAUCAUAGUUUCAACAAUGAAUUUCUUGGAAAACAAAUGAGCAAGUAUCUCGAUUUUCUAUUUCGACUUAUGCAUGAUGAUCAUAGUGCAGAAACACGAGUUGCUGCUGCGCGAGCUGUAAUUUGGUGUCAAGAAGAUGAUCAUGUCAGAAAUAAUCUAUGGGAUAUUAUACGAAAAGCAAUAGAUAAUCACGGUUCAAUUGAAGACGGACGUCUUUUAAUUGCUUGCUUUUGGUCGUUAUAUUUUGGAAUCCAAUCCAUCAGAGAAGAUGAGCUGAAGGAGCUGCAAUCAAUAUACAGGAAUUCAUCCGACCUCAUGAUCCGUAAGGCCACUCUGUUGGGUUUAAAUCAGCAUAUAAUUCAAAAUCCACGAGAGUAUUCAAUUGACGAUGCUUAUUCGUCGUUUGUCAUGAAUGUCGACUAUUAUUUAUCGAAGAAUGGAUAUCAAAAUGGUUAUGAUGCGCCUUUUCAUCAGGCCGUCAAAUGGAUUAUUGAGCAUGAGUCACAAAUAUUGCGAACAUUUGUUCAGCACACAUUUGACGCAUUGAAUAAUAAUACAUGGCAACGUUAUGAAAUGAUCCAAAUAGCCGAUUACUUAUGCGAGGAAAUAUCUGACAAAUUUCGUCAAGUUGUUCGUCAAAGUUCAUUCGGCGAACAAUCUUUCAAGGAUGCUGUUUACAAAGCUUACAGAGAAACCGACAAUUACCGACAAAAGCUUUCGUGUUUUUAUGUUUACGCUAGUUUUCAGCACAUAACAGUCGAGUACGUAUCGAUGAUGAUGAUAUUAGCUCUACAAGAUGGUAUUGAAUCCAAUCCUGCUCGUUCUUCAUUACGUUCAACGAUUUCUAAAAUAGAAAUUUUGCGAGACCGAGAGCCAGUUGAAUUACUCUUGUCAUUCAUGCACGCUGAAUCCCUUUGUCAACGCAUCUAUGCAGCUAAGACACUCUGCCGUUUGGUCAAUAUUGAUGAAAUUUCAGUUACCGAAUGCCGACAGUCCCUUAUUACAGCAAUCGAAGAUCCUUGGUCGCAUCAAAAAUCGUUCCACCGUUUUUCAACAGAACAAUUAGAUUCUGAGUUGAAACAAGUAUUUCAUGUUUUGCUAUUCGGAAAAAUCAACCCGAACCAGCCGACCUUACCUUCACUAGACAUUUUUUAUGAAAAUACCUCUCGAACAAUAGCAUCAAGUAUGUUUUCUGUCUAG
Messenger RNA from Adineta ricciae, 6468 nucleotides. Lineage: Eukaryota; Metazoa; Rotifera; Eurotatoria; Adinetida; Adinetidae. The record is from the annotation of a GenBank genome assembly.